Messenger RNA from Varanus komodoensis (Komodo dragon), 2061 nucleotides. It is a transcript of the gene TXLNA, whose product is annotated as taxilin alpha. The transcript is spliced from 11 exons. NCBI's taxonomy places the organism in Eukaryota, Metazoa, Chordata, Lepidosauria, Squamata, Varanidae. Gene Ontology annotation, molecular function: syntaxin binding. The coding region runs from base 185 to 1897 and encodes 570 amino acids. The record is from RefSeq and is a predicted model, not a curated record.
GCUUCCUCGCAACGCCGCCGAGCCUGUGGGAGCUGCCGAAGCUCCGCGAGGAGGACGGCGGCGAGGGCAGGUUGCCGGCCGCUGCGGGAAGAGGGCAAGGUCAAGAGCUGGGGAAGAACGAAAGAGCUGUCUCACUGGGGCGGCGGUCCGAAUCUGUUGAAAGUGGCUGUGAGGGUAAAGCACAAUGAAGAACCAAGAUGGGGAAGGCAGCACUGCUCCCCUCCCUGCCAGCACUUCCAAAAUGAGCAGCAGCCCAGGGCUGGAAGAUAGUGAGCCUCCCACAGCAGCCCCCGGAAGCAGUGAAUCUUCCCCCCAGCCCAGCAUGUGCAACGUGAAGCCUUUGGUCGAUGGGAGUGUUGAGAUCCCAGUGAGCAAGGAACAGAGCAAGAAAGAAGAAGCACCUCAGGCUGAGGAGACUGCAGCUCAGCCUGUCGCCUGUGAUGUCUCCGAAGAGCUGAGCAGACAGCUGGAGGACAUUCUGAGCACGUAUUGCGUGGACACGAAUCAGGAGGGCCCUGGAGAUGACAGUGGGCAGAGCGAGCCUGUUGAAUUGGAUGAAGCCGAGAAAUGUCGGAAUGAGUCCCUGAGGAACGGUGAACAGGAACCGAGUUGCCCUGAGAUAAAUGGAGAGAAAGAGGGUCCAAGGGGAGCUGGUGAUGAGGGCAGUGAGCGUGAUCAGAAGCGCACCCAGGAAAAAAAGAAGGCCAAAGGGCUUGGGAAGGAAAUCACACUGCUGAUGCAGACCCUCAAUACUUUGAGCACACCCGAGGAAAAACUGGCGGCCCUCUGCAAGAAGUAUGCUGAGCUGCUGGAAGAGCACAGAAACUCUCAGAAACAAAUGAAAAUCCUCCAGAAGAAGCAGGCCCAGCUGGUGCAGGAGAAGGACCAUCUACGGAGUGAGCAUAGCAAGGCCAUCUUGGCCCGCAGCAAGCUGGAGAGCCUGUGCCGGGAGCUGCAGAGGCACAACCGCACCCUCAAGGAAGAGGGUGUCCAGCGUGCCCGUGAGGAGGAGGAGAAGCGCAAAGAGGUGACAUCCCAUUUCCAGGUGACACUAAACGACAUCCAGCUGCAGAUGGAGCAGCACAACGAGCGCAACUCCAAGCUGCGCCAGGAGAACAUGGAGCUGGCAGAAAGGUUGAAGAAGCUCAUUGAGCAGUAUGAACUGCGGGAGGAGCACAUCGACAAAGUCUUUAAACACAAGGACCUGCAGCAGCAACUGGUGGAUGCCAAACUCCAGCAGGCCCAAGAGAUGCUGAAGGAGGCUGAGGAGAGGCACCAGCGAGAGAAGGACUUCCUGCUGAAAGAAGCUGUGGAGUCCCAGAGAAUGUGUGAACUGAUGAAGCAGCAGGAGGCACACCUCAAGCAGCAGCUAGCCCUCUAUACGGAGAAGUUUGAGGAGUUCCAGAACACGCUUUCCAAGAGCAGUGAGGUUUUCACCACUUUCAAGCAGGAAAUGGAGAAGAUGACCAAGAAGAUCAAGAAGCUGGAGAAAGAAACCACAAUGUACAGAAGCCGCUGGGAAAGCAGCAACAAAGCCCUUUUGGAAAUGGCAGAAGAGAAAACACUUCGGGACAAAGAAUUAGAAGGGCUGCAAGUGAAAAUCCAGCGCCUUGAGAAGCUCUGCCGGGCACUGCAGACGGAGCGCAAUGAUCUGAAUAAGAAGGUGCAGGACCUGUGCUCUCUUGCCCCUCCAGCUGCCGGCACAGACACACAACAGUCUUCAAAGGACCAGUCCCAAGGUGGCUCAGAGGAGCCAGCACUGCAGGGCGCCGUGGUGGGAGCGUGUCUUACGCCAGCACAGGCUGUGUGCGUCACAAGAUCUGAAGAUCUUGGGGAAGCAAGCACAGGAGAACCACCUCGGGAUGAGACUGAGGAAGCUGUUAACUCUGCUGAGUAAAGGUGGAAGAAGGGAGAGUAGCUAGCAAACCUCUCCAGAGACUGGUCGGUUCCUUGUUCCAGGCCCAGGCCCGGUCCUCCUGGGCAUUAAGGUUUUCCAUUUAAAGCUUUUGACAAUACUGAAGGCUCCUUUCUCUUUCUUUCUUUCUUUCUUUCUUUCUUUCU